CUUUGGGGAAACUUCAGAGGUCUAUCUAGUAUCUUCAAAGCACUCAUGGAUAUCUGCUAUAAAGAAAGCAUCUUCAGAUGACAAACCUUACUCUCUGAAUUAGGUGCUUGACUGAAGCUGAUAGAGAAUGGAAACAUUUCCUUGGCAAUGUCUCUGGGAAGACUCCUCCGUCGUGCCUCUUCCAAAGCAUCUGAUCUCCUGACCUUGAAUGCCAGCAGCGGCUGUGGUGGUUCGUCUUCCAUCUUGGAUGGAGAGAUUAUCUAUUCCAAGAACAAUGUUUGUGUCCACCCCCCUGAGAUGCUGCAAGGUGUUGUGGAACAUCAUCCAGGCUACUUAUGCUUGUACAUGGAGAAAGAUGAGCUGCUUGGAACCACGCUUAUCCUGGCCUGGGUCCCCAAUUCCCGUAUUCAGAGGCAGGAUGAGGAGGCCCUCCGUUACAUCACGCCUGAGAGCUCCCCUGUCCGCAAGGCUCCCCGCAAGCGUAACCGACACACUCAGGGUUUUGGCAUCCCUAUGCAGGCUUCUUCUGUGGAGCAGAAGCAAGCUGUGACCCCAAAGGAUGAGGAGGAGGACAUUUUGACUGUGUCACAGCUGAUGAGGGAUGUGGCUCAUGUCAGCCCCCCUUCAGAAGAAGGGGACAAAUUGUCCCACAACUGCUCGGCAACAUGCAACAUCCACAGCUCUGCUCAGCCUGCUCACAGUGACUCAGGAAUUUUAUCGACAAUCAGUUCUCAGGAUGAACAGAACCGAUUAGAGGAGUCUGUUGAGGAAGGGCUGGAGGGCCACUUGGAGACAGGAGAAGAUGAAGGCUCUUUGGAGUUGUCUGCCGAUGACGUUAGCAAAGACAGCACGUUUGACUCAGAUUCAGAUGCCUUCUCUUCUCCAUUCUGCCUCUCACCCAUGAGCGAAGCACUUGUGGAAAAUGUUAGCUCUGUGUUCCUGGUUAAUGAAAACAGAGAUCCAUGUGAAAGCCUCAUGACUCACUCAACCAGUUCCAGUUCAAGCCUUGAUCCCAGUUCCCAGUUCCAGGAGAAUAAUGGGCAGGUGCAGACCUCCAGAUGGGAUGAGCAACAGAAGGUGUUUGCCUUGGAACAGAUCUGUGGGGUCUUCAGAGUUGACCUGGGACAGAUGAGGUCUCUUCGCCUUUUUUUCAGUGAUGAGGCCUGCACCAGUGGGCAGUUGGUGGUGGCUAGCCGGGAGAGUCAGUAUAAGAUUUUUCACUUUCACCAUGGUGGCCUGGAUAAACUUUCCGAAGUGUUUCAGCAAUGGAAGUAUUGCACAGAGACCCAUCUCAAAGACCAGCAGCUCACUGACAUGAAGACCUGCAUGCAGUUCUCCAUUCGCCGGCCCAAGCUCCCCUCAUCCGAGACCCACCCGGAGGAGAACGCGUAUAAGCGUUUAGAUGUCUCUGUGUGGCUUCGUCAUUUAAACAAGGCUGGCCAAGUAGAAGAAGAGUACAAGCUGCGGAAGGCUAUUUUCUUUGGUGGGAUCGAUGUCUCAAUUCGUGGUGAAGUUUGGCCAUUCUUGUUAAGCUACUAUAACUAUGAAUCCACUUCAGAAGAGAGGGAGUCUCUCCGUAUUGCAAAGAGAGAGGAAUAUUUUGAGAUCCAACAGAAAAGGCUCUCCCUAGCACCAGAUGAGCAGAAGGCAUUCUGGAGGAAUGUGCAGUUCACUGUUGAUAAAGACGUGGUGAGGACUGACCGGAGUAACCAGUUUUUCCGAGGAGAGAACAACCCCAAUGUGGAGACUAUGAGGCGGAUCUUGCUGAACUAUGCAGUGUACAACCCAGCCAUUGGCUAUUCCCAGGGAAUGUCUGACCUCGUGGCCCCCAUCCUCGCUGAGGUUCUGGAUGAAUCGGAUACUUUCUGGUGCUUUGUCGGUUUGAUGCAGAACACAAUCUUCAUCAGUUCCCCUCGGGAUGAGGAUAUGGAGAAGCAACUGAUGUACCUGCGAGAACUGCUGCGGCUGAUGCACGUCCGCUUCUACCAGCACCUGGCCUCCCUUGGGGAGGACGGCCUUCAGAUGCUUUUUUGCCACCGCUGGAUCCUCCUCUGCUUUAAGCGAGAGUUUCCGGAUGCCGAAGCUCUGCGCAUGUGGGAAGCCUGCUGGGCUCACUACCAGACAGACUAUUUCCAUCUCUUCAUCUGUGUGGCUAUUGUGGUGAUCUAUGGGGAUGAUGUCAUCGAACAGCAACUGGCUACUGACCAGAUGCUGCUACACUUUGGGAACCUCGCCAUGCACAUGAAUGGGGAGCUCAUACUCAGGAAGGCUAGAAGUUUGCUGUAUCAGUUCCGCCUGCUGCCCCGGAUCCCUUGCAGCCUGCAUGACCUGUGCAAACUGUGUGGAACAGGCAUGUGGGACAGUGGCUAUAUCCCUGCCGUGGAGUGUACUGGAAAUCACCCUGACUCUGAUAGCUGCCCAUAUGGGGGCAUGGUGGAUGAGCCUUCUCCCAAGUCAGGAAAUGAGUGCAGAAGGGGACUUAAGACACGAGAGGUCUUUGCUUUCCGGAAGUGACCUUUCAGGAUUAUAUCCCAGCUACGUGAGGACUGCAAAGCAGGGGCACAGAAAACUCAGCACAGUUGAGGCACUGCAAGCAAAAGAUGAAAGGACAAGGGUGGUUUUCUUCUGAUCCCAAAUGGUAAUGGGAAGAGACAAAACAUGAUACAGAAUGGAAGAGUCUCCUGCUUUGCGGUCAGAGUUUGAUUUUGGUGUGCAUCAUAACGGGAAGGGGGUUGAUCGGAUCAUGGUGCUGCUUUGUAGUGGAACAAAUGGAGAGAGGGGCUGAGCCUGGUGAAUCAGGGUCAAAAGUGACCCAGGGUCUCCCACUUGCCAUUUCGGGAAUAGCAACAGCUUUCUAAACGGAUCCAUACCCAGCAACCCGGAUGGUAGAUGAAGGGGCAGGGGCAGCCUUGCUCCUUUGCCCGGGUGCACCCAGGCACCUAUGCGUGCACAUACUGCUCUAACCAAAAUGCACCACUCACUGGCUUUACGUAAAGCCGGGGUGAUCACCUGGAGUAUAGUCUGCCAAGAACAGGAAUGAAAUUGCAGACUUUGGGGUUUCCAGAGGAAACA
This is a messenger RNA of Candoia aspera, 3072 nucleotides long. It is a transcript of the gene TBC1D16, whose product is annotated as TBC1 domain family member 16. The transcript is spliced from 12 exons. Lineage: Eukaryota; Metazoa; Chordata; Lepidosauria; Squamata; Candoiidae. Bases 148 to 2514 code for a protein of 788 amino acids. Gene Ontology annotation, cellular component: early endosome. Gene Ontology annotation, molecular function: GTPase activator activity. Gene Ontology annotation, biological process: activation of GTPase activity. The record is from RefSeq and is a predicted model, not a curated record.